UGGCAGAUUGUACUCGUUCAAAGUAAUAUCUCAGUUCAUCCCUAGCUCCCUGGCAGUUAUUGUUUAGAUUCAUCUUUUAAUAGUCUUUCGCCAGAACACAUUAUGAUUUCAUAUAGUAAUAGAUUGUAGAAGGUUAGGCAGUUGGUGCAUAUAAGAUGGUACUUUCGUGUGGCUCGUUGUGACUAGUAAAAAACAACACAUCCUUGAGUGUAACCCUAAACGUGUGUUCUCAAAUUUUAUCGCCUUUCACAUUACUUUACUAUGUACGUGUGUUCUCAAAUUUUAUCACCUUUCACCUUACUUUACUGCUAUAUAAGGGAGAAUAAUCAUCUUUUGUAAUCCUCGCAUGAAUGUUUGUCUCCUUUUACCCCUAAUUGAAGUUCUUAACGUUUUGGUAAAUUUUGAGAAUUUUAUGAACUUUUUAUUUUAUGCCACUGAAAAUGGGAUGUCAUGAAAAAGGUUAUAGAGCCCUCAUAAAGCAUACAUACAUAUUAUAGUUUUUUAUGUGAAUAUUGUUAAACUUCUUUUAAAUUAUAUUUUUUUUCUUAAGAAUUUAUUAUGAGAAAAUGCCUGGAAUGCAUCGUAACAUUUGACCUGUUUAAUUAUUAAACACCUAACUUUAAUGGGCGACCUAUUACCUCAUUGGUUUUAUUUUUUUUUUGUAUUUUUGUACCUUUUUUCGAACAUUUUUUACAUGGGCAUGUCAACACGAAGCAGUAGCGUGUAAGGGCAUUUUUUAACAUGGCCACAUUAGCGCCAUGUUAGAUUUUUUUUUUAAAUUUUAGUCUUAUUAUUCAUUUGAUUUUUUUUAUUAAUUAUAUUUACACUAAUUAAACUCUAAUUAACCAUUAAAAUCAUUCAAUAAUUUUAUCUUCUUCAUCACUAAGAGCCUGUUUGGAUGGACUUAAAAAAAGCAGUUUAUAAGCUGGAAACUGCUUAUAAGCCAAAAAAAAAAAAAUUGGGGUAAGCCAACUUAUUUUUUUUGGAUUAUAAGCUGCUUUAGAUAAGCUAAGUCAAACGGAUCCAAAUAAUUUUUUGGGCUUAUUUUAAGCACAAAAUGACUUUAAGCUGCCAGCUAAACACUCAAAAAAGCUGAAAACAGCUUAUAAGUAACUUAUAAGCCAAUCCAAACGGGCUCUAAAUCAUUCCACCACCACAUCUCACCGGAAAAAUCAUAUCCGCCGCCAUCAAUUUCACCACCACAUCUCAUCUGUUUCAAGAGUAAUUUUUUUAGGCAAAAGCGCUUGGGACCCCUUGAACUUAUAACUUUUUAUACGGUGUACACCUAAACUAUGCGGAGGCUUAAAAACCCCCCUGAACUUGCAACUUUAAGUGUCCACACCCCCUUAAGUGUCCACACCCCUCAGCCGUGUAAACACGCGCUAUACACGGUGUAAAAAAUGCUGAUGUGGUUGUCCACGUAGAUAUCCACGUAGAUAAUUACAACCCGACCCAAGUUACCCAUUUAUUUUAACUUUAAGUUAAACAUUGGCAUUUAAACCUCUUUAUCUGUCAAAAUUUUUUACCCUCACCGAUGGUUUGUCUCCCACAUCUGUUCUCCCCCAAAAAUCAGAGUUAGGGUUUACUUGUAAGUGGGCAAUUUGUAAGUGAUUCCGGUCUCUUUUAGGUUAUUUUGUGAUCUUCUUAGUGAUUCCGAUCAGUUGCUGCUAUUGUUGCUUCGAUUUUCAACAUUUUGGCUGAAAUUCUUACAAGGUAAGUGAUUAUCCACGGUUAAAAUGUGUUUUGUGUUUGUUUUCAUCGUGUUUAAGCUUGUUUCUUUGUAGGGUUUUUGUUUAUUAUUCCGACUAGGGUUCAGUCGUGGGUUUCAUCUAGUGUUCCGAUUAGGGUUUUGAUUUGUGCUAAAACUAUGAUGAUAAUGAGUUUGUGUUCUUAUAAAUUGAUUGUAUUGUGUUGAAAUUUUCAAUUUUGUGCAUGCAUGGCUGUUAGGGUUUUCUUGUAAUUUCUUCCAAGAAUUAGGGCAUUUCUGUAAAGUCUUAAUUAUUAGAUUAUGUUUAGUAUUGUUAAAAAUUGGGGUUUUUUUUUGUAAAUAAUUGAUGCAUAGUUGUAUGUUUGUGUCUAAUUGAACAUUUGAUGUCUGUUUGUAAACUAGUUGUUUAUUUGUAUGUUUAUGUUUUAAUUUUCUGGUUAUUAUUCAUUGUUGAUAGGUUGACAUGACUUCUAAGUAUCUUAACUUAAGGUUCAAAGUUGGGGGUAUGUUGGUUAGUGAGGUAGGGCCAAUCUACGUUGGGGGUAAAACUGAACAUGUGUUCAAUGUUGAUGAAGAUCACAUGUCUAUUCUUGAAAUAGUAGAUUAUUGUAAGUCAUUUGGGGUAACUAAGUUAGGGAAAACAUAUGCAGUUCCAUAGAGCAACAUUUGAAGCAGAUUUUAAGUCUAAGCUUGAUGGUCUAGCUAAGUUGGAUAGAGGUAUUGUGGAGGACCUUAUCAAGUACAACAAAGAGAGAUGGUGUAAAGCAUACUUCCGGUGUAAAGCAUACUUCCAAACUUUCUCCAAAUGUGACAGUGUGGAUAAUAACAUGGCAGAAAGUUUCAAUGCAUGGAUCUUGGGACCAAGGCACAAGAUUAUUGUUUCAAUGUUGGAAGAAAUCAGAAUUAAGGUGAUGAACAGGAUUCCUAAGUCAAGAACAUUUGCUGAAAGCUGGACGGAGGAUGUAUCUCCAAUGGCAAUGAUGGUGUUCAAUGUCAAUGUAGAGAGAUCAAUGCAAUGCAACAUUGAUUGGAAUGGUGAUGAAGGUUUUGAAGUGCUAGAAGGGUCAUAUAGGCAUACUGUGAAUUUGGGUCAACAAAAGUGUAGCUGCAGAUCAUGGGAAUUGAAGGGGAUCCCAUGUGCUCAUGCUAUUGCAGCUAUGAACCAUUUGAAUAUGGAUGCAUCACAAGCAAUUUCGAGUUGGUACAUAAAAGACAAAUAUUUGAAGGCUUAUUCUAACUUCAUUCAGCCAGUUCCAAACAUGAAAAUGUGGCCAGACAGUACCAAUCCAAUUGUUGAGCCACCUAAAGUGAGAAAGAUGCAUGGUAGACCAACUAAGAACAGAAAAAAAAAAAGAUUGGAGAAGUGAGAAAAUCAGGGAAGUUGCCAAAGUAUGGGAUAACAAUGACUUGUUCAAUCUGCAAAGGAGCCAAUCAUAACAAAAGGGGUUGUCCAAAGAAUCCUAUGGCUAAGACAAAUUCAAGAACCACACCACAGUGUGCUGCACCCUCACAACAGUCCUCUAAUGGAACUAAGAGAGGUAGAGGUCAAUAUGAAAGGGGAAGUACUAGCAGUAGAGGUGAAGGAACAAGUACUGGCACUAGAGGUAGAGGAACAGGUGCAAGAAGUGGUUACAAGAUGCCAAGGGUUGUGGGACAAGGUGUAUUUGUUUCUGGAACUGGAUAUACUGCAAUUAAUCAACGUUUGCCAAGCAAAAGGAGGGUUAAUACUGGUGUGAGGAGUUCUGCACAUGUGACUGGUGAUAUUGGUUAUCAACCAACUAAAGGACUGAAGUGGAAAGGCAAACAAGCUGUAACUCAAAGAGAACUUCGAGUCCAAAGUGCUGGGCAUCGCAUUCAAACCAGAUCAAAAGCUGCUGGGAUUCAAACAAGGGCGCAAACCAAGGCUAAGUCACCCUUAAUAGCUGCUAAGGACAAAGUUCCCUCUAAGAGUGCAAAUACAAGGGCAAAAGCUAAGGGAAAAUCUCCUGCAAAGAAAGCUUCUUAGUUCAUGUGUGGCUGGUGAAUGUUACUUAGACUUCGACUAAUGGUAUUUUAGGUGUUUGUGGUUGUUGUUGAACAAAACUUAAACUUAUGUGUUUUUUAUGUUGUUGUGAAUUUUGCUGUUUUAAGUGGCUGUGUAUGCAGUUGUUUUUGGUUGAAACAAUUAAGCACUUUGGUGUUGUUAUGUUCAUGAAACAAUUAGGCACUUUGGUGGUACUAUGAAAUGCAUCUAUUUAUGUAGUAGCCAACG
Molecule: messenger RNA, 3959 nt
Organism: Lycium barbarum (goji berry)
Lineage: Eukaryota; Viridiplantae; Streptophyta; Magnoliopsida; Solanales; Solanaceae
Exons: 3
Coding region: 3111-3713 (200 amino acids)
Source: RefSeq, a predicted model, not a curated record